AUGACAACAACCCAAGACGCAGCCCAGCUGGAGCUGGGCUCCCACAAUCGCAGCGUGGUGCCAGAGUAUGCCGUGGUGGAUGAAGAGUCAGGAGAGCAUGCGCUAGCAGGCACCACUCCAUCUCCUCCUUCCAGCUCCGAGAAUGGACAGGAUGCAAAGGAAGUCUUUGCCCAGACUGCUGCUACUCCUGCCGCCGCCGCUCCCAAGACGCAGACCACGACGCUCCGCAAAAGAGCCAGAAGCUUUUCCAAUAGCGUCAAUGUUCCAAACUUUCUGAGACCUUCCAAGUCCAAGUUCGGCGGUAAGAUUACGCGUUUCACCAGCAAACACCUCAACUUUUACCGCAUUCACGUAACCUUCUUCGUCCUCACGCCUCUCAUCGCUUCUGCCAUCUUCUACGCCGCUAAUCAAGAUGUUCACAUCAAGUACAUUGAUGCUCUAUUCCUCUGCGUCAGCGCCAUCACAGUCACUGGUCUGACGACGAUCAACAUCAGCACGGCGACAGGCUUCCAACAAGCUAUCCUGUUCCUGCUGAUGUGCGUGGGCAAUGUCGUCGCUGUUAGCGUGACGAUGGUAUGGACCCGAAGGCGCUUCUUUCGCAGAAGAUUCGAGGAUCUGGUAGCGAAGAAUGCGGCUGCGAGAAAGAAGGUCCGCGAUGUCGAGGAGGCGGACAAACGUGAGGGGGGACGAAUGCAUCGUUUGCGCCGCAUGAUGAAGGGCGGGGCAAACGAUAGCGACGGGUCGAGACAGAGCACGGAUGAGAGCGGGCAUGCUCCGGAACCGCGAAAACACUCGACCAAACGCAAGGGGCCGCUCACUUCGGACAUGAUUAGAAGAACGGAUCAGCCUGCAGUACUCGUCAACCCGAUGGGCAUGCCAUCCACUGCACACCCUCGCUCAGGCUCGGAAGAGCGCGUGGCAUCUCGUCCGUCCGUCGCAACAGAGGCACCUCGAGGCAUCCUGGCACCGAUGGACGAGACACCGGCUGUCGGGCCCUCGGCGGGCCCUACAGGUAGCGUGCGCAUCGCUGAGCCAAAUCGCUUCUUGCGUGGCUUGCCGGUGCACGACAGCCCCGUGGAGCAGACAGAGACCGCAUUUCCAAGCAGCGCUCCCGCUCGACGCACAACCUUUUCUGGAGGCAGCGAUCCGCCCUUGGGCGGCGCGAAUCAGAGCGAUCCACCCGCACAAGCUCCUCACACUGCCGACCCGUUCCGCGCACGUUUUGACAGUACUGCAGACCAGCGCUCUCGUCGCUUGUCUGAUCCACCCACUCAGCAUCAUAUGCGCCGAGGAUCGGACGGCGCUCUGGCGGCGGGUGGCCUGAGACCACCGGCAUUCAACUUCCCUCGGAGUCAAACUGUAGAGUUUGCCGAGCCUCCACCGAGGAUGACCCCGGCGGAGAGGUCCAGCACUGGCGUUGCGGGACGAGAUGGUCUUCGCCAUCGCAACACAAAUCUUGACUUCGAGCGCACGUACUCGGCGCGCUCGCACACUCGCAGGAGUGCCACGGGCGUCACGCUGACGCGAACUCCUACCACAUCCAAGGAGCGUGGCUUUGGAGGGUUCCCUACCCCUGUCGAGCUUGCUGGCAUGGCCCUGAAACGCAUGGCUCCUAAACUGAAUCGCCAGUUUACGCGCAGCAUGACCAUGCCACGCACAUCGACUUUUGCUUCCACACACUCCGGCGGAGCGGAUACGACCAAUGGCCGAAGUGCGCCUUACCUAAGCUUCGACGCUACGGUCAGUCGGAACUCCCGCUUCUUGGAGCUCAGCGAGCAUCAGCGCGAGGAGCUGGGGGGCAUCGAGUACAGAGCUAUCGACAUGCUCUGCACUCUGGUCCCAGCCUACUGGUUGUUCGUCGUCUUUCUCUUCAUCGUGAUGGUCGCGCCUUGGCUGGCAUCUCGAAGCGCUGCGGCAAAGUUCUACCAGGUCAGGGAGACGCAAGCGCCGCACGAACCGGAUUCCACAUGGUUUUGGUUUUUCAAUGUGGUCUCUGCAUUUAGCAAUACGGGCAUGUCUCUUAUCGACACGAGCAUGAUCAACAUGGCCGAUCAGUACUUCAUGCUGAUCCCUCUCGGGACCCUCAUCCUUGCCGGCAAUACUGGCUUUCCAAUCCUCUUUCGAUUCAUGAUUUGGUUCCUCUCACGGAUCGUACCGUCCACGGGUCGCACUUACGAAACUCUCCGAUUCCUCCUGGAUCACCCUCGAAGAUGCUUUGUCUAUCUCUUUCCGUCUGCCCAGACUUGGUUCCUUCUGUUUGUCCUGGUCGUCCUCAACUGCACCGAUUGGGUGGCAUUCCUCGUACUCGAUCUUGGCAAUCCAAUCAUCAAGGCGAUCCCUGUUGGACAGCGAGUGUUCGAUGGUCUCUUUCAAUCCAUCGCCGUGCGUGCUGCCGGUUUUCAAGUCGUCAGCCUGCUUUCGCUAGCUCCCUCGGUCCAAUACCUGUACGUAGUCAUGAUGUACAUUUCGGCCUAUCCCAUCGCAAUGUCGGUGCGCAACACAAACGUGUACGAGGAGCGCGCUCUCGGCGUUUACGAGGACGACCAGACCUCCGAAUUUGGUGACGAGGAGCCUACGACGGGUGGCGCGCGUGUUUGGGGUACAUACCUCGCUGCGCACGCUCGAAGACAACUCGCCUUCGACAUGUGGUGGCUUGGAUUCUCUAUCUGGCUCGUUUGCAUCAUCGAGAGGACUCAAAUCGAGGACAGCAACACCAAUGGAUGGUUCACCAUCUUUUCCUGCCUCUUUGAGCUCACCAGCGCUUAUGGAACGGUCGGUCUAAGCACAGGCACUCCUGUCGACAACUUUAGCCUUUCGGGACGUUUCCGCACCCUUUCCAAAUUGGUCGUCUGCGCCGUUAUGCUCAGAGGCAGGCACCGCGGACUUCCAGUCGCCAUCGAUCGAGCCGUGCUGCUACCUGGAGAGAUUGAGGAGGAAGACAACAACCCAUUGUACAGCGGUAGCCAGGAUGAUCCGAUGCAGAUGCGAAGCGGCACUGGGAGUCUGCGAAUGCACCCGUCCAUCCCAGUCACCCGCUCGUACACUCAGAAUAGCGUGGGAGGACAUCUGAGCAAGGGCAUGGAUGAAAAGCAGGGUGUGCUGCCGGGCAGCGAUGGCCCGCACGAGGAUUUGGGAUCGGCUGGUUCGCAGUAUGCUACGUAUCAGGACCAAGGCUACGGCCUUGCUCCCACUUUGGCCCCAAUCAACGAGACGCCUACGCCCACCGCGCCGGCGCUGAGCAGGGAGGCGAGCAACCAAGCGGAUCAGCGUCAGUCUGCAAUCGAAGCAAGCACUUCGGCCGCGGGUAGCGACAACAGCAGCAGCGCUGCUCUUGCUCGUCAAAAGAGUCCCGAGUAUCAGAGUCUGAGCCAGGACGAACAGGAUUCACAAGACGAGCAGAUUGGUCGUCAAUUGGCUAGAGCACCCGAUCCUCAAGAAGCAGAGACUCCGGCAGGUGCUGUCAAAGCUUCUUACGAGCGAGCAGAGGUCAUCGAGAAGAUGAGCAGUGGAAGCUCGGCUUCUACUCCUUCGGCGUCGCAGCUGGAGAAUAAGCCGAAGGGUGAAUAA
Messenger RNA from Ceraceosorus guamensis, 3567 nucleotides. RefSeq lists its product as hypothetical. Gene Ontology annotation, biological process: potassium ion import across plasma membrane; intracellular potassium ion homeostasis. The transcript has 5 exons. Gene Ontology annotation, cellular component: plasma membrane. The coding region runs from base 1 to 3567 and encodes 1188 amino acids. The record is from RefSeq and is a predicted model, not a curated record. Gene Ontology annotation, molecular function: high-affinity potassium ion transmembrane transporter activity. NCBI's taxonomy places the organism in Eukaryota, Fungi, Basidiomycota, Exobasidiomycetes, Ceraceosorales, Ceraceosoraceae.